UAUGAACGCAAUUAAGUUGGGCUCGUUAUGAACAGGGGCGAAAUAUCGAUUAGAAAAAUAUCGAUAGUGCCAUUUUUAUAUUCACGCGCCACAUCACUAAUCAAUUGAUCAUGCUCUAAGCACAACAAGUUAAUAGAAAGAGCGCCAAUUUAUUAUUAUUUAUUUUAGUCGAGUGUAAAUAAUAUAUGUAUAAUGGAUCAAAAUUUGUUUACCGAUUCAUUGGCACUCCAUGUUUCUGAGACCUCAACACUAUACGCUGUUGGUAAUCAAGCCUUUGCCAGCGAUAGAAAAUCAAUAGUAAAAUUGCCCCGAGGAGGCCGCCACAAAAAAGUGCAUGGAUUUGAACUUAGCCAACAAGUUGUGUUGGUUUAUGGCGAAAAUGAGUUCUCUCUCUUCACAUAUAAGUCGAAGUCGGAGUCGGAUAACUUUCAAAUGUUAUACGAAGGAGAGACUAAAGAUUGGAUUGGCACGGCUAAAUUUCUACCAGAUGAAGAAGGCUGUCAGUUUAUACUACAUAUGGCUCAUAGUGCAAUGUUGCGCAUACAAUUCGUGCAAAAUACAGAAUUGAAAUAUGUAUGUAUUAUAAUGGAGUUGGCACAUUCUACCGACUUUUCCUUGUUGUAUCAUACCUGGGUGCAAGGUACACGCUAUAAUGAUCUUUUAAUUAUGAGCGGCAAUGGAUUUGGUGAAAUUCUGAUUUGGCAACCAAAAGAUCCUAUUAUUCUUGAUCCAACUAGACUUUUGAAGUGCUAUCGACUUAACUUGCGUGUCAAAGCCCAUAAUGGUGUCAUCUUUUCCAUAAACUAUAAAAUGAGUGCUAAUCUCUUGGUAACCACAUCUGAUGACCGAUCAUUAAAGUUUUGGAAGCUUGACACUAAGCCCUUGUCGGUGAAGCCCAUCUUAAGCUGCUUUGGACAUACGGCACGUGUUUACUGUGCAAUGAUUGUAGAUUAUGAAGACCAAAUGCUAAUCAUUAGCGGUGGCGAGGACUCAUUUAUAUGCAUUUGGAACCCCGAAGGUAAAUUAUUAUUGAAACACCGUUUACAGUUUGGAGCACCAAUAUGGAAACUUGGAUUCGAUGCAGUCAACUCAAUGAUCUACUGCACAGGCGCUACAGGAAAUAUAUUGGGCAUAAAUAUACAAACGAUAUUUAAACAAGAGCAGCUGCAUAUAUCACAGCUAAGCUCAACUGAAUACAUGCGCAAAGUUAAAUAUAUUACCAAAUCUGUAGCGAUUGGUUUAAGCAACAAGAACUCUUUGUAUCACAUAAAUGUAAACACAGAGUCAGCAAUUUGGAAAUUAGUUUCCGAGUUUCCAGCUUAUAAGUGUAGUGUGUUGGAAGUUUUCGAUGGCAUGAUUGCCACUUGUGGGGCCGAACGCGUUACCUUGCUGAGAUUUAAUGCUGACACUGGAAGUUUUGUAAAAGUCUAUGAUGGUGGCAUUAUGGAAAGCAUUGUGCGUUCUUUUCAUUUUCUAAACAAAGAGCUUUAUCUAAUAUCAGAUGAGCAGGGAAAUUGCUUGCUGCUUAAAGGUGACGAAUUACAAGUUGUGGGCAGGUUUAAUAAUGCUGCUGGUAGAGAUGAAAGCUGUAUAACAGCUGCAGUGCUUAUAUUACCCCAAUGUAUAUUGCUUAGCCGACGUAAUGGGAAUCUCAUGCUCUACACUCAAGAGCCAGACGCAACGGAAUUUGUGAUGAGAGACAAAAUCAGACACUUGCAUGGAUAUAUGGGUUCGACUGUAUUGCAAUUGCUUAGAAUCCAUGGAGAACAUGCUCACAUCUUGAGCGCUGGACAUGGCCCAGCUUUGAUAUACUUGCGUAUAAAUUUAAAUGAUUAUCAAUUGAGUGUCUUGCGACGUGAGUAUGUGCCAUUGGCCUGGGUGGAAGCCGCGCCCACUUCAGAUAUUUUAAUAGGCUUCAAUGACAAUCACAUUGUGGCAUGGUCACGUCAGCAUGGUGUGAUUUUGCAGCUAAAAUGUGGCGGUGGCCAUCGUUGCUGGGACUUUGAGCUAACUAAUGAAGCGCUUGAUAUAAUAUUUGUGCAAAAGAAGGAAGUGAUUUUUUAUCGCGAGCAACUUUACCCCGAAAGCAAACGCAGCCUAUUGCCACGCAAUAGUUGGCAUACAAAGAGCUGCAACACUAUGCAGCUGUUGCUGCCCAAAGCAGCAAAUGGAAAGAAAUAUUUGCUUUCGGCUGGCGAAGAUAAUAUUAUCCAGAUCAAUCUAGUUAUUGAUGAUUCGCUGUUCCCGCGCCUGGAACUGCAUACACACUUGUCGAAUGUUAAGUAUUUGGCAGCAAUUGCUGUCUUAGGAACUCCGGGAUCUUGGCUUAUCUUCUCUGUUGGAGGACGCGCGCAGCUGUGCAUCAAUGAAUUUGAUAGUGUCACUGGCAGCGUCACAGAGCUGGGCUCACACACGCUGCUUUCAAUAACACCAAAUAACAAUGCACGUCUCAUGUCCAUUGUUGUGCUUAGACAAGAAAAUACAAAUGGUUUCUCAUUAUAUGUAGCUAGCUCUGAUGGCAGAGUACUCUUGUACACAUGGCAAUUGGCAAAGGCAGCUAUGCUCAAUUUCAUACGGCUCAUAGAUGUAAAGCGUUGUCCACUGCAGCUCAAAUGCUUGCCAGAGUUAGAUCUAAUGAUUGUGGCAACAACAAGUGGUGAGCUUUAUGGCUAUAAUCAUACUCUUGACUUGCAGAAGUUCAAGCUUCAGUUGCAUUCAGGCGGCAUAAAUGUCCUGGAUGCAUUUGUUGAGCAGCAGCACACUUUGCAUAUUGUAACAGGCGGCGAUGAUGAGAACGUUAAGCAUACUACGAUAAAACUGAAUGAUUUGCAAUUAGAAGAAACCAUUGAGCACGCCAAGCUACAUAAUGCACAGGUUAAUGCUUUAACUAUACAGUCGGAAUCAGCAGGUUUAUUUGUCUAUACAUGCGGCGUGGAUAAACAAAUAUACAAGAUUCAUUUAAGCACUCAGCAACGGACUCAUUUGGGCUACACUUGCAUAGCCGACACUAAGGGCAUGCUGCUGCAUGAAAAUGAGUGUUUAUUUGUUUAUGGCUCUGGCUUACAAGCAAUUAAGCUAGUAGAAUAUUAAGCUAUUCGAGUAAUAGCAACUGUUACAUGUUUAUGUAGAAGCUAAGCUUACUUUACUUUUAAAUGACAAUUAAAGCUUGCAUUUUUUUUACGUAGUUUAAGCCCACUGUUAGUUAAAUGCUGUUACUGUUUCACAAUUCAUAAUAA
Drosophila busckii is the source of this 3236-nucleotide messenger RNA. RefSeq names its product WD repeat-containing protein 6. The coding region runs from base 193 to 3090 and encodes 965 amino acids. The record is from RefSeq and is a predicted model, not a curated record. Lineage: Eukaryota; Metazoa; Arthropoda; Insecta; Diptera; Drosophilidae. Gene Ontology annotation, molecular function: protein binding. Gene Ontology annotation, biological process: tRNA methylation. Gene Ontology annotation, cellular component: cytoplasm. The transcript is spliced from 3 exons.